This is a messenger RNA of Schistosoma margrebowiei, 2444 nucleotides long. The record is from the annotation of a GenBank genome assembly. NCBI's taxonomy places the organism in Eukaryota, Metazoa, Platyhelminthes, Trematoda, Strigeidida, Schistosomatidae.
GCUAGCGGUACUUUCGGACUGCACGUAGCGAUGCAGCACAUGCCGUUGUCGGAGUUAAGUUAUCACCUUACGCGGGAUCCGCUAUCAUACAGAACAGACGUAAGAUAAAAAAUCACAUAAUUUUCUUCAGUUUGAGGAACAACUCGAAAACUUUAGCACACUAAAACAGUCAUUUUCUUCUGCCCCUUCUCAAUAUAUAAGUAGACUAGAGGAACUUUUGUCAUUCUUAUCUCAAGUUGUAAGGUAUUAUCCUGAACAUGUUGCAGAGUUUACUACCAGUGUUAUUCAAAUACUGUUGUCGCGUUCAUUUGGUAUGCACCCUGAAAUGCGUAUGGCUUUUUUAAGAGCAUUCAUGAGACUUCGAACUAAAAACUUGAUUCCAGCUACACAAGCAGUUGAUAUCGCAUUCAAGUUGUAUAGAUGUAGAGAUAAACAGGUUCGAAAAACGUUGCGUCACUUCCUCGUAAGUGACAUAAAACGAAUGAAUAAAUGUCAAAAACAGACAAAAGCUAAUGCUGUCAUAUUGUCGUUUCUUUCGAAGAUGAUCAAAGAUAACAGUUCAACUGUUGCUCGUGAAGCUGUCCUAAUUUUACUGUGCUUGUUCAAGAAAAAUGUGUGGAAUGAUGCGCGGACUGCCAACGUCAUUGCGGACUCGUGUCUAAUAUGCAACAAGAAAGUUUAUGUUCCUGCUAUUCAAUUUUUCUUAGGAAAGUCAAAGGCCCUUGACGAGAUGGAAACAAGCAGUGACUCAGGAUCAGAUGAUGAAGAGACCAAAAUAAAACAAUUACGAUUGGGACAUCGGGUUGGUGUUAAGACAAAAAAUCGACAGAAACGUCUUGAACGGUCAAUAAAACAUGUAAAUAAAGAAAAAGAACGUAAAAUCAGAAAGCGUGCAGAAUUGACUAAUUUCCAUGCUUUAAAUAUGCUACAUGAUCCACAAACAUUUGCUGAAAAACUUUUCCGAAAAUUGGAACGAUGCUCAGAUCGCUUUGAAAUUCGUCUCUUAAUUCUCGAUCUGAUAAGCAGAUUAAUUGGAUUAAAUAAAUUAGUUCUUCUUAAUUUCUACCCAUUUAUUCAGCGUUUUUUACGUCCACAACAAAGAGACGUGACUCAUUUAUUACUGUUCUCAGCACAGGCUAGCCAUGAUCAAGUUCCACCUGAUGUAAUGGAACCCUUAGUACGAGUAAUCGCUGAUAAUUUUAUUACAGAACGUGCGUCAUCUGAAGCAAUAGCGAUUGGAUUAAACUCAGUACGUGAGAUAUGUUUACGUUGUCCUUAUGCAGUCACGAAAGAUUUAUUAUCUGAUUUAAUUCAGUAUCGAUCAUAUCGAAAUAAAAAUGUGGUCGCUGCAGCACGAUCAAUUAUACGCCUUUAUCGACAAAUAAAUCCUGAAUUAUUACCACGUAAAGAAUGCGGACGUCUAACAGAAUCACAAUUAGACGUAUUAAAAUAUGAUAUACCUCAAAAUGUUGCAAUUAAUUAUGGUCAAUGUACUACAUCUUCAACUAUUCCUGGAGCUGAAAUAGUUGUUUUGGCUUCAGAGAAAUUGAAUGUUAAAAAGAAAGAAUCCUCUGAAAAAUCUAAUAAAAGUUUAGAUGAUUCAGAGAAAUGCUUAAAUAAUGAAGAAAAUGAUUCAUGGGAAUCGUGUUCUGAGGUUCAAGAGUCCGAGGAUAAAACAUGUCAUGACAGUCAAACAGAUGAAUCAGAUGACGAAUGGGUAAAUUUACCCAAUUCUUCAGAAGAAGAUGAUGAACAAGAUAAUGUUGAUAUGGAAAUAGAUGAAUCUAAUAUGAAUGUCCCUUCAAAGAAAACUAAAAUAGAUCCAAGUGUUUUGAAAGAAAAAGCUUUAGAGAUAGCAUCAUCACGUAUAUUUACUCAAGAGGAAUUUGAAGCAAUGCGUAAAUAUCAACAAACAAAACAGAAACGUUUUGCAUCCUACAGUUCUUUACGAAAUAAAGAUAAAAUCGAUAAUUCUGAUUCAUAUUUUAUUGUGGAUACUGAUGAUGAAGAUGGUGAAAACACUGGUGUUGGUAUUCAAAAUAAAGAUGGUAGUUUAGGAAAUCUUGUUAGUAUGAGUGCAAUUACACGUCUAGUAAAACGUCCACAUCAAACAAAAGCUGAUCGAAUGGAAUCUAUUGAAGAAGGUCGUAUUGGACGAGAAAAAUAUGGUUUUAAGGUGAAUCGAUUAAACGCACAUGCCAGUACAACAAAUCGUGAAAAAUUAAAAAAUAAAACAUUUCAAAUGAUUAAACAUAAAAUUCGACGUAAAGCAAAACGUAGUUUUCAACAAAAACAAAUUGCAUUAAGAGAUCAUUUAAAGAAGUUAAUGAAACGUUCACGAUAAUCAAAAAAAAAAGAGAAACAAACACAACAUCUCAUUCUCUCUUGUAUAGUAAAUGAAUUAAUUUAUAUUCUUUUAAUAAAUAAAAGUAAUAUAUAUAUCA